AUGGUCCAAUGGACGAACAUAACGGAAUGUGUUCCAGUGAAAGACUGCACCGAGCUACUAAACAGAGAUUCCACAAAGCUAAGCGGUGUGCACACCAUCAUCACCCCUGUCACUCACACCAAGGUACAGGUGCUCUGCGACAUGGAGAUGGAUGGGGGAGGCUGGACGGUCUUUCAAAAGCGGUUCAAUGGCAGUGAAGAUUUUUAUCGGAACUUUAGUGACUAUGAAGAGGGCUUCGGAACUGUUUACGCAGAACACUGGCUGGGUCUUAAAUACAUUUACGAGAUGACAUCGCAUGGUUCCUACCAACUCCGUGUGGACAUUGUACGUUCGAACGGAAGCAGUGGAUACGAUGUGUACGGGGGCUUUAGUCUUCAGCCUGGGACGAACUACACACUGAACGUUGGGUCGCGUAUAACGUCAAAUGGUCUUCUCAACACAACCCUCUCAUUUAGUGAUGGAAGCUCUUCAGGGAAACCGGUCGGAAAUGCCUUCACUACGUAUGAUCAUGACGUUGACCGUUAUCCGGACAACUGUGCAGUAAAGGAUCAAGGGGGCUGGUGGUACAAUCACUGCAAUGACUACAUCAAUCUGAAUGGACUUUACCGACCAGGACAAAUAAGUGGACGGGGCAUGAAUUAUGACUCUGACUACGGUCUUGCUGCCAGCACCAUGAUGUUUAAAAGCGUGUCAUAACAAUGCAUAUUUGAACAUAUUUGAAUAUUUUACACCACCUAAUACACCUUCUCAAUACGACCACAAAUUGUGCGCAAUGAUCUUAAUGUCACAAACUAUAAAUAUAUGAUGCAAUGUCUCUUUUUUAAAUAAAGACAAUAAUUAUGUAGCUAAUACUCGUUUUGGUUUCAUGUCGUAAUGCACUGAUUGUAAUGGUUCUUGUGUUCUGAAUUGUAUAUAACAUUUUAGUAGAUAAAUAGUAAGGAAAUAUAAUUGCAUUAUCCUUGAAUGCUAAUCAAUUCAAUUGCAAUGCUAUAAAGCUAACAGGUAUGUAAACUUCAAUAGUAAAUGAAUACUUCUCGAAGAAGUGUGAAGUUUGGAACUCCUUAACACCAGUUUAAACCCUCAGUGCUUUUGUAUUGACCGUUCCAAGGCAUUGACCCCGGAGUUGUUUAUGGUAUUUGUGCUCCUGUAAUGAUAUGCGUGUCUUGUCUUGUACAUGUGUUUUUUAUCUCACUGUCUUGCAACUGAUUCCUCGCCAUAUAUAUACAACAUUGUAUAAUAUAAGUUUUCUCUCUCUGUCUGUGCAGCUGUAUUUUCAUUCUAUGUGUAUAGCACCUGGCAAUAAAGUUAUUAACACGCUCA
Messenger RNA from Dreissena polymorpha, 1320 nucleotides. RefSeq names its product ficolin-2-like. The record is from RefSeq and is a predicted model, not a curated record. Bases 1 to 696 code for a protein of 231 amino acids. The transcript is spliced from 5 exons. Lineage: Eukaryota; Metazoa; Mollusca; Bivalvia; Myida; Dreissenidae.